This is a messenger RNA of Aphis gossypii (cotton aphid), 825 nucleotides long. RefSeq names its product protein spaetzle-like. Gene Ontology annotation, biological process: regulation of Toll signaling pathway; central nervous system formation; innate immune response. Gene Ontology annotation, cellular component: extracellular region. The record is from RefSeq and is a predicted model, not a curated record. The coding region runs from base 1 to 792 and encodes 263 amino acids. Gene Ontology annotation, molecular function: Toll binding; growth factor activity. Lineage: Eukaryota; Metazoa; Arthropoda; Insecta; Hemiptera; Aphididae. The transcript is spliced from 6 exons.
AUGGCAAAACACACUUCUGACAAUAAUUCACAGUGGGAAGAAUAUUCAAGUUCUCCAACUAGGAAUAGAAUAAAAAUAACAAGUCUGAUUAAUCAAGAUAAUACAACUACAUACACAACUUCAAGUUAUAAGGAAGAUCAACAAAAUGAAUCUGUAAUUGGUGUUGAAAAUGUUAAAGUUAUAUUUUUAUCAACAGCUAACUUGAUAAAUUCUUCUUCGAUUGUUGUUCCAAAUUCGAUUGAUGACAAAAUUAAAUUUAUUUCAAUCGAUAAAUUUAUACCUGAACCAAACGCAAUUGAGAAAUGUUCAUUAAAUGGUAGUUACUGCGUCAAAGUUGAUAACUAUCCAAGAGAAGAUUUAUUAAAUCUUCUUAGAACCAGCAAGUUUAUGUCAACUAAUUAUUAUGAUACAGAUGAUAUAAAUGAAGUGAAUGAUUUCGAAACAAGAAUGUCAGAUAGUCAACUUUCAUCAUUCUGUCAAUCAAGAGUAAAAACAAUAUUUCCAGAAGUCGGUAUUACAAUAAAAAACGAAUGGCGUUAUAUUAUACAAGAUCCAUCAAAUGACAAAGAUAGUUUUAAACAAGGAAUUCGAGUGGAGAAAUGUAUUGAUGUUGAAAUCCCAUGUAUGUUUGCUGACACUUUACCAUUCGGAUACAUUUCAACAUGUAUACAAAAAUAUAUCUACAAAAGAUUGAUGACGAUUAAAGGUACACAAGAAUUUUAUUAUGAUAGCUUUAAAUUACCAUCUUGUUGUAAGUGCAUGUAUGGUAUAAACCCCGAGCUGUUAACUUGAAAGGGUGGAGAUUAAGAAGAUCAAAGAAUUCUU